GUAAACGAAGUGGACGAAGAAUACAAACCAUUCUACAUCAGUUUCGUGGUUCGCACAUUUCUCUUCUUCCUCGAUCCUCUGCGUGCCGUUCGCAUUCGGAUCCUCGAUGUGCUUGUCUCUGGGCUCAUUGAGCCGGUUCUCCAACUGGCCGAUGCAUCCUUGACUCAGGCACACCUUGAAGGCAAUCGUUUCAAUCUUCGACAUGCUCAACUUGCCCACGCCAGUUUUCUUCAACUGGAUGCUGAUAUGAGUGGGACGCUCUCGAGAGAAGUGUUUAAUGAGUACAGUUUUCCCCUUACAAGAGUGGGGAAUGAGUGA
Messenger RNA from Rodentolepis nana, 318 nucleotides. NCBI's taxonomy places the organism in Eukaryota, Metazoa, Platyhelminthes, Cestoda, Cyclophyllidea, Hymenolepididae. The record is from the annotation of a GenBank genome assembly.